AUGGUUUGUUGGAUGUCACUUGAGCUUAGCAUUUAUGUUGUCUCCCAUUUUUUAGCAAGAAUCGGUAAUAAAGCCAGCUGUCCCAAGCCCACUGGCAAUAUUUUAAAUACAAAUACGCUACUUGAUUUGAAAUAUCUGCUACAAGAUAUUAACUGCAUUCAUUCGGCAGAAGUAGAUGCUCAGUAUUUCAAUACUGAAGAUUAUGAAUUAUUAAAACGAUGGUCAUUAUAUUUAUGUCUUCCUGAAAGUGUCAGUCAAUCUAGUGAAUUAGAUGAAACAUUCACUACAUUGGUAGAUACAGCAAUUGAUGAACAUACAUUAGUCGAACAACUAAUCCAAAAUCAUUCAUUAAAAGUCUAUAUUAUUGAUAGUUUAAAAAGAUAUCAUAGUUUAAUGGACAUUAUUCACAAUUUAUCAUUAUGCACUAAAUUACAUCUCACGAGUUUUGGCUCACAGAUUCAGACAAGAAUUCAAACUUUUCUCGAUAUAAUAGAUACAAUAACAAAAUCAAUUUUACUAAUAACAACUACAGAAUCAAUGAACUAUGAAAGUCAACGUUACUUUGGUAAUUUUAUAAAGAAAAAUGAUUUACCUGUACCAUUUGCAUAUUAUAUAUGGAAUAAAGAGAAAAAUAUUGUCGAAUAUAAAAUCAAUUUCAAUUUACUUGCUGAAACAAUGUGUUUAACAACGACUCGUUAUGUUUUACAAGUUGGUAGCGAAUCAACUAUAGGAAUGGGUAAAACAAGCAUGCUACAAUUUAUCUUUCCUGAUAAACGGAUUGAAGGAUUGAAUACAGAUGGAAAUUCAAGUCUUCGAAAUGGUUGUAUCGAUGUAAUUUUUCCAUCAGAUUCAGCAAAUCAAAACAAUGGAUCUUAUGUUAUCUUUGAUGUUCACGGAACAAUUAAUGCUUUGAAUGAAGAUAUUAUUACAUCUAUUCAAGAAUAUUGUGCACUACAAAUUUUGUAUGUGACAGAAAAAGAUCUUAAAAGUACAUUUUUAAGUUCUAUGAUGAAUUAUUCACAAUAUACUCAAGCAAAACCUACACUCGUUAUCAUUUUUGAUCUAAACUAU
Rotaria sp. Silwood1 is the source of this 1071-nucleotide messenger RNA. NCBI's taxonomy places the organism in Eukaryota, Metazoa, Rotifera, Eurotatoria, Philodinida, Philodinidae. The record is from the annotation of a GenBank genome assembly.